UGAAAAACACGGCCCUGCCGCCAGAAAGAUUCUAACAUGACGACAACAGCUCUCUUCCUCUUCCCCGAAUCUCAUCCUUAAUUCUUCCCAACCAAAAAAUUUAGGAAUCUAUUGUGUAAUUGAACUCCCUUCCUAACCCAGAAAAAGCAAUAAGCGGAAAAUGCAAUGGAGAAUUGCUGUUUAGGGCACACGUUUUCUUCCCAACAAUGCAAGUAGUUUUAGGGCACACAUUUCAUUUUUCUUCCUGAAAUUCGCUGCAAUGCUUCUUUGAUUGCGGUUCAGGAUUGUCGCAUUCUUUCAGAGUCACUUCUUGCUUCAAAUUAUGCUGCACGAGCUACUACUAGGACUGGUCGGCUACACCGGAGACCUUAUCAUUGACGAAAGAGAGUACCAUCAGCAAGAACCGCUCCGCCAAUCGGACGAGUGCACCUUCAAGCUCGCUCCGGAUAUCUUUUUCAUCCAACCAAGUGAAAGGGAUGUGAUUGAGAGGUUAAUUAAGCUGGGAUUCUACUUCAAAGAGCUUGAUCGAUUUGCUACCAAGUCCCGCAAUUUGAGUUGGAUAAGGCCCCCAAAUGUGUUACCCUCUUCUGAUUCGUCAUCUAAUGGAAUAAAAGAGACUCAGAGUGUGUAUAGAAGGGCCAUAGCCAAUGGCAUUGUUGAGAUUCUGUCUGUUUACAAGUCUGCAGUUCUAAGCAUUGAGCAGAAACUCUUGUCUGAUCCUGUACCUAUAUUGGCAACUGUUACACAAGGCCUCAAUAAGUUCUUUGUCCUUCUGCCACCUCUUUAUGAACUGGUUUUAGAGAUUGAGCGAAAUGGGUUACAAGGAGGGAGGCUUCUUAACUUAUUGCACAAGCGCUGCCACUGUGGAGUUCCUGAAUUGCAGACAUGUCUUCAGAGGCUUCUCUGGCAUGGGCAUCAGGUCAUGUAUAAUCAGCUUGCAUCUUGGAUAAUAUAUGGAAUUCUUCAUGAUCAGCAUGGAGAAUUUUUCAUAAGCAGGCAGGAGAAUAGGGACUCAGAGCAUGACUCACCUGCAGAUGUGAUGGACCGAUUGACUUCCUUGUCAAUGGAGGACACUUCACUUACUGACUGGCACUCAGGCUUCCAUGUUUCUCUGGAUAUGCUGCCAGAGUAUAUUCCAAUGAAUGUUGCGGAAUCGGUUCUCUUUGCUGGGAAAGCUAUUAGGGUUUUGCGCAAUCCAAGCCCUGCAAAUAGUGUCCAGGGGGCACAUUCUCAUCAGCAGAUUCGAAGAGGAUCACAAAAGUCUCAGUUGAGGACUGUUCAAAUGUCACUGACAAAGGAUUCAUCUUCGCUAGAUGUACUGGUUGGGGAGGAAUUACUUCCACAGACUGAUGCUGAUAAGAUUGAAACCAUGCUUCAAAAUUUAAAGGAGUCAUCUGAAUUCAACAAAAGAUCAUUUGAGGGUGCAAUCGACUCAAUUAGAGCAAUUGCUGCGAGCCACCUUUGGCAGCUAGUUGUUGUACGUGCAAAUUUGAAUGGUCAUUUGAAAGCCCUUAAAGAUUAUUUUCUUUUAGCCAAGGGUGAUUUCUUUCAGAGCUUCCUUGAAGAGAGUCGGCCAGUGAUGCGGCUACCCCCUCGUCAAUCCACGGCUGAAGCUGAUCUCAUGGUCCCAUUUCAGCUUGCUGCUUUGAAGACCAUUGGUGAUGAAGAUGAAUAUUUUUCCAGGGUGUCAUUGAGGAUGACUUCAUUUGGAAUUCCUGUUAAAUCCUCCCAACUAGAGCUACUGAAGACAAAAUCUUAUGUUGAUGGAGACUCAACUGUUCAAUCAGAGACUUCAAAUGAAGUGUCAAUUGAUGGAUGGGAUGGCAUCACUCUUGAAUACUCAAUUGACUGGCCGUUGCAGUUAUUUUUUACGCCUGAAGCGCUCUCUAAAUACCGGCGAAUCUUCCAGUAUUUGCUUCGGUUAAAACGUACCCAGAUGGAAUUGGAGAAAUCAUGGGCUUCUGCCAUGCAUCAUGAUCAUUCCGAUAUGUCAAAUGAUCAAGAUGGCAGCGCUAGGUCUCAUCAGCGACGGCAGCGCUCUAGACCAAUGUGGCGUGUUAGGGAACACAUGGCCUUCUUGAUCAGAAAUUUCCAAUUUUACAUUCAGGUUGAUGUAAUAGAAUCACAGUGGAACGUGUUGCAAUCUCAUAUUCAGAACUCUGACGAUUUUACAGAUCUUGUUGGCUUCCAUCAAGAGUACUUAUCUGCGUUAGUAUCUCAAUCUUUCUUGGAUAUUGGCUCUGUGUCAAGAAUUUUGGAUGGUAUUAUGAAGCUUUGCUUGCAAUUCUGCUGGAAGAUUGAUUAUUUGGAGAGCAAUGAAACAACAUUUGACCUAGAGCAGAUAGCGGAGGAAUUUAGUAAAAAAUCAAACUCCUUGUAUACAAUACUGCGCAGUAGCAGACUUGCUGGAAGUCAGCGAGCCCCAUUUCUUCGGCGUUUUCUUCUGCGUCUUAACUUUAAUUCCUACUUUGAGGCAACUGCUAGAGGAGUGAUUAAUGUUGUCAGGCCACGCCCUACAUCCACAGUGCUGAAAUGAUUAUUGUACGUCAAUCCUGCCCGAAUUACUUUGCUUCGGUCACAUGAUUAAACUCUUGAACACUGGCUGAAUGACAAGGUUCAACGCUGAAGUUGAACUACUGAAGGUGGAGAUCAUUUGGAUUUAGUAAUGUAUAUAUAGAAGUAGAUUCCUCACCCGGUCUAAUGCACUGCUGCUUGUCCUUAGCGUGUGUAUCUGUUUACCCAGACUUUUGUUCCCGGAUGCAAUCGUGAGAUUCAAAACCUUGACUUACUCCCAGCACGACUGGAUCACUCUUUAGAUUCUGAAGUUGAGUAUGUUCAAUAGUUACACUAUUUAGCAGUACAAUGAGAAAUUCGCAAUGUAAAAUUAUCUUGACAUUCCUUUAUCAAAUAUCAAAAGCGGGUGGGUUUUGAGUUUAUGAAAUAUGUGUUCAACAAACAUGACGAAAAAGAACAUGUUGUAGUGCCUCGAAUCUGUAUUCUUGCCGAG
Molecule: messenger RNA, 3007 nt
Organism: Oldenlandia corymbosa var. corymbosa
Lineage: Eukaryota; Viridiplantae; Streptophyta; Magnoliopsida; Gentianales; Rubiaceae
Source: the annotation of a GenBank genome assembly